This is a messenger RNA of Erinaceus europaeus (western European hedgehog), 2494 nucleotides long. RefSeq names its product golgin A5 (gene GOLGA5). Gene Ontology annotation, cellular component: Golgi membrane; Golgi cisterna. The coding region runs from base 164 to 2263 and encodes 699 amino acids. Gene Ontology annotation, biological process: retrograde transport, vesicle recycling within Golgi; Golgi organization. Lineage: Eukaryota; Metazoa; Chordata; Mammalia; Eulipotyphla; Erinaceidae. The transcript is spliced from 13 exons. The record is from RefSeq and is a predicted model, not a curated record.
UCCCCGGCGUGGCCUUCAGGCGGCGCGGCAGCCGCCCGGGAGGGUCCUCGCGCCUCCACGUCUCCCGGAAGCGCCGCGGGGGCCGCCGGGGCGGGCAGGUCGGGACGCGGGGUCUCGGCCGGGGCUGCGGGGGCGGCGCCUCGGUCCCAGGUCAGCCGCCGCCAUGUCCUGGCUCGCCGACCUCGCGGGGAAGGCGGAAGACCUCUUGAACCGCGUGGACCAGGGGGCCGCGACGGCCCUCAGCAAGAAGGAGACCCCCGGCCACGGCGGCCACGGCGGAGGCCCGAGCGACCCCGCGGCCGAGGGGGUCGGGCAUCAGGCGCCCCUGCCGGCCCCCCGGGUCCCCCCCCAGACCCCCCAGGCCCCCGAGGGCGCCGGCGGCCCCAGGCCCUCCUCCCAGUUCGUGCGGAGGAAGAGGUCGGAGCCUGACGACGAGCUGCUGUUCGACUUUCUGAACAGCCCGCAGAAGGAGCCGGCGGGCAGGGCGGGAGCCAGGAAGGAGAGGAGCAAGGCCCCCGCGCUGCACCGCGCCCACCCGGCCGAGCCCCACACCACCGCCGCCGCCGGCGUCCGUGCCCCCGGAGGGGGUCCUGGGAGCCGAGGCCUCGAAGCCUCUGGCUCAGACUCUGGGCACGAAAGCCGACAGCCCUCCUCCCAGGAAGGCGAGCCCCCCGACGGCCCCCGCCCCGAGCACGGCGCCGCGACACCCAGUGACGACGGCAGGUCACACGAACUGUCCAACCUCCGGCUGGAGAACCAGCUGCUGAGGAGCGAGAUCCAGUCCUUGAAUCAGGAGGUGGCGUCUGUGCUGCAGAGAGCCCGGGAGACGCAGGAAGAGCUCGACAGAGCGAGGGCAAGCGCGGAGAAGCGGGACGUGGACCGCUCCCAGAGGGACCUGCUGGCGCGGGAGCUGCAAGCCCAGGUGGACGACCUCACGGAAGCCGUGGCCGCCAAGGACUCCCAGCUGGCCGUGCUCCGGGUCAGGCUGCAGGAGGCCGACCAGCUACUGGAGGCCCGCACGGAGGCUCUCCAGGCCUCACAGAGCGAAAAGUCGCGAAUAAUGCGGAGUGACAGUGAAGGCAGCAGCCUGCAGGACCUAGCUCUGCAGACCCUGCAGGAGAGACUCCACGAAGCGGACGCCUCUCUACAGAGAGGGCAGGAGAGCUACAAGCAGAUGCAGAGUGAGUUUGCUGCGCGCCUCAGCAAGAUGGAAGCGGAGCGGCAGAGUCUGGCGGAGGCCGUGGCUCUGGCAGAGAGAAAGUGCUCGGAGGAGAAGAGGAGGGUUGAGGGCCUUCAGCAGCAAGUCAAAGCGCUCAGGUCCAGCUUGGACUCCUCCAGGCAGGAGCUGACUGACUACAAGCAGAAGGCCACGAGAAUACUCCAGUCUAAAGAGAAGCUGAUCAGUAGCCUGAAGGAAGGGUCCGGCUUGGAGGGCUUCGACAGCAGCGUGGCCACCAGCGUGGAGCUGGAGGAACUGCGGCAUGAGAGGGAGAUGCAGAGGGAGGAGAUGCAGAGGCUGACGGGGCAGGUGCACCAGCUGAGGGCGGAGCUGCAGGAUGUGGAGUCUCAGCAGGCGAGUGAGGCAGAAUCAGCGAGAGAAGAGCUGCGGUUUCUGCAGGACCAAGUGGCUGCACAGAAGGCGUCUAGGCAGGAGCUCGAGGCCGAGCUGGAGCGGCAGAAACAGGAAUCCCACUACCUGGAAGAGGACCUGCACCGGACGAAGAGCACUCUGCAGAGCAGAGUCAGAGACCGCGAGGCAGAGAUACAGAAGCUCCGGACCCAGCUCACCAACAAGGCGCUGAGCAGCAGCAGCCAGGGCGAGCUGGAGCGGCGCCUCCACCAGCUCACGGAGACGCUCAUCCAGAAGCAGACCGUGCUGGAGAGCCUGAGCACCGAGAAGAGCGCGCUGGCCUUCCAGCUGGAGCGCCUGGAGCGGCAGCUGAGCUCGGCCAGCAGCGGCGGCGAAGGGUCUGCUGUGAUCGUGCCCGGCCUCGGCCUGGACGCCGGCGAGGGGGCACGUCUGCGCAGCGUUCCUGUUCUCUUCAGUGACGCGGAAACGAGUCUGGCGGGGAUGUAUGGCAGGGUCCGAAAGGCCGCGAGCUCCAUCGACCAGUUCAGCAUCCGUCUGGGAAUCUUUCUCCGAAGAUACCCCGUGGUGCGGGUGUUUGUGGUCCUCUACAUGGCGUUGCUGCACCUCUGGGUCGUGGCCGUCCUGCUGACGUACUCGCCGGAAGUGCACCAGGACCAGCCGCGGGGCCGAUGAGCUGGGCUGACAGACAGACAGACAGACUUCACCGCGGUGAGCGCGGCUCUCCCUCAGGCUGUGUGAGGCGCUCUGCUCCCCGCCUUGGCUCCCUGCUCCUCUGAGCGUCCGGUUCCGUGGGGCUCUGCACACGCGCACACGCGCUGGGGCGCUCGGUAACACGUUUGGGCUGUCAUCGGAGGCUAAUUGGACUUAGUGAAAUAAGUAAAUAAAAGGUCUUCUUUUUGAUAA